Messenger RNA from Plasmodium knowlesi strain H, 1941 nucleotides. RefSeq names its product syntaxin-binding protein, putative. Gene Ontology annotation, biological process: vesicle-mediated transport; intracellular protein transport. The record is from RefSeq and is a predicted model, not a curated record. The transcript has a single exon. NCBI's taxonomy places the organism in Eukaryota, Apicomplexa, Aconoidasida, Haemosporida, Plasmodiidae. Bases 1 to 1941 code for a protein of 646 amino acids.
AUGUCGCUGAAGCAGAACUGCCGAGAGCGGCUAUUCAGCGUGAUCGAGAAGAUCACCCAAGUGAGUAAGUAUGUCAUCAUGGUGGUGGACGAAAAUGCGCACCAAGUACUAUCCAUGAUUUGUAGCAGCGAAGAGUUGGUGGAAAGGGGUGUGUCCCUGGUGGAACAAAUCGAUGCCAAGCGAAACAGACUGCAAGACUUCGACUGCAUAUAUUUCCUCAGUUCGAAAGUAGAAGUCGUGAAGAAAAUGUUAGAAGACUUGAAAGAUGAAAAAAAUGCAAUGUAUAAUAAUGUUCAUAUCUUAUUUACUUCAAAUGUUAUUAAAAAAAACAGAGAAAUUUUAGACCUGCUGGCAACUAGUGAUGAUCUACUAAAGAGAAUGAAAACAUGUGCAUGCUUCAAUAUCCCAUUCUUUGCGUUUGAAAGUCGUAUUUUUUACUUGAACCAUGAAUUAAAUUUGUACGAUUUUUACCCCUUAAAAGAUUCUAGCAUUUUAGGAGAUCUUGCGUUGGAGUUACUUUCUGCUUGUUCCUGCUUGAAGAGUAAUCCUCUUGUACGUUAUUUGAAUUCUCCUCUGUGUAGGAAGUUUGCGGAAAUAUUUUACAAUAGUAUGAAUGACUCCAACAUUUUUCAAAAAUCCGAUGAAAAAGAUGAAGGAGAUAUCCUCUUAAUUCUGGACCGAUCCGUUGACUGCUCCAUUUUGUUUGCUCACGAUUACGCGUACCAAAGUCUCUGCUAUGACGUGCUACGGAUUAAGACACAUCAAACAAAACAGGGAAAACCAUGGAGACAGCGUAGCAUGGGGGAUACCAUUGACCAGGGAGAGGAACCACCACACACAGUUCAGUUCGAAAUCACGAACAAUGAUCAACGGAAGGAGGUAAAGAAAGCAAUCUUGUCGGAGGAAGACAACCUCUGGGUCAGGUACAGACAUACGCACAUCCAGGAUGUAAAUGAAAUGAUAAAAAAUGACAUUGGCUCCUUUACAGAGAAAAAUGCAAUCGCUAAGAUUAAGAAGAAAAAUGUAUUAAAUCCAAAUGAAGCUUUAGAGGCUUUGCGAUCCCUUCCGCAGUACGAAACGAUGAUUGAGCAGUACUGGCUCCAUGUAUACUUAUGUGAUAGCUGUUUCAAAAUUUUACAGAAAAAAAAUGUGGUAGAAGUGGGUAUGGUGGAGCAAGACCUAUGCUGUAAUGUGGAUAAUUACGGGAAGGAGCUGACACACACGAAGAAUUGCAAAAAUGUAAUGUCCAUUAUAAGCAGUAAUGAGUACCAUCAGGAGGAGAAGGUGAGGUUGCUUCUCCUCUAUUUUCUAAAUUAUGAAAAUAUAAACGAGCUUGACAAAGCAAGACUCAUUGAAUCAUCCGAAAUUGGUCUCUUCAUGGAGAAUUUCAUCCAUCAAUUCUUAAGUUUGAAAAUACACUGUGAUCCAUAUGCUCAUGUGGAGAAAAACGCAGUAGAGGAAAACUCUUCCUCCGCGAGCUGUAAAGUUUCGCAUGUUCUGGAAAGGAACAAAAAAAAAAUUAAGCAUUACAAGAACGUUGCAAAGACUGCAAAGUAUGAACUUAGUCGAUAUGAACCAAAUAUCAAAGACAUUAUUAUAGAGUUACAUGAGGAUACUCUCCACAGGGGGCAGUUUCCCUUCGUGGAUGGUAGCCGGGGGCCCUCCUCUCAUCAUGUAAAAGACCAGAAUGCAUCUGAAGGUAACAAAACAAAUGUCACCAGGGGAACUGUGUGGGGUUUCAAAUCAGUGGAAAGGAAGGAUGCUCAGAUGGCAAAUCGAAAAAAAAUUAUUAUUUUCAUCCUUGGUGGAAUUACCUUCCCCGAAAUUAGGCAGGCGUAUGAACUGUCAGAGCAAUUGUCCGUGGACGUUUAUUUGGGCGGCACGUGCCUGCUUACCAGUGAAGUGCUCUUCCAACAAUUUAGACGGUUCCCCGGUGGGUAG